AUGUGGCAGCCCCUCGGAGUAGCCAGCGAAGUCGCGAGCUGGCAGCCCGAACCGAAAGAGCGCGGCUCCUGGAGCAUCCUCUCUUCGUGCCUCACCACCAUCGGUCUCUGCGUCUGGACGGCCUUGCAUCUCAACAUUCCGGAGCACGGUCGCAAGCCCGCAGUUCCCUGGCGCAAGAUCCUGUGGGCUAUCCUGGGCCUAUUCGCGCCCGAGUUUGCAAGUCUGAAUACUCUCAAUUUUCUCUGGAUUGUACUUGCUAAUCUCUCCGGUAUGGAGAAGCACCUGGCAGAUCUCAGUCCUCCGCUUGUUAAGAAGAGAAGGUGGUGGAAGCGCCUAUGGUCUUUCCCCAAAUCAAAGGGGGCGUCUGGAGACGAUGUCGAUGACGGAUCAGGGUCUCCUGGCGAGAAAGAGCCCAGCCUGACCGCGCCAGAUCGCUCACCAGACUGUCCAUCCGAAGAGCAAGACGACGACCACCGGCGGAAGCACCGCUGGACAUCGACCCACAGCUUCUACGCCAUCAUGGGAGGUUUCGUGAUCGACAACGGCGGAAACCAGAGCGUCUGUCCACUGCCCCAAGGCAGACAACGACUGACCUUACUCCCGCGCGCCCUCCUCUUCCUAGCAGAGCACGAACCCGAUCUGAUACCCGACAUCCCAGAGAGCUCCAUCCGGGACAAGAGCAAGUCGGAGGGCGUGGCCAAGCUCAUCGCAUACUGGCAGGCCGUGUGGUACGUCGCGCAGUUCGCCUCGAGGCUCGGAGAGGGGUGGAACGUCACGAUGCUGGAGCUCAACACCUUGCUCCACGUGGUCUACGCCCUCUUGGUGUACUUCGUCUUCUGGAUACACAAGCCGCUGGACGUCACGGAGCCGACGGUUAUCGUGGUGGACGGCGAGCGUCAGGCUCAAGUGUUUGCUGCGCUGAGCCUGGUCAGCGAAUGCGGGAAGGCUCCGCUGCAGCCCUGGUGGGUGGAUUGGGCUGAGAACGAUGACGUGGGCCGCUCGACUGAUGACAGAGUAUUGUCGGCUUUGGCUUUGUUCAAAGCGCAUGGGCUUCACUCUGGAGAGGUAGACUUGGAUGAGCUUGAGGAGCCAGCUCUUCAAGCAGCUAUGGCGAGGUCUUCACAGUCAGAAGAGGAGCCUCCAGAAAGCUUCCACGACCGCACUGCGAAAGCUAUCAUCGCCGCUAUCACCACUGGGAGUCCACCUCCUGAUUUGGAUGUUGCUGAAAUCCCGCAGAAGAAUAAGGUACAAUAUCGCAGAUUGAAAGGCAUGCUGGAUCCUGCGCCUAUUCCGCAGAUGUUGGCGACGAUCUGGUCAAGAUUAGGGGUCGAUUUUGAGAGAGUGUGGACGUAUGGGGGGCUCUCUGAACUAUGGAGCGACACAGCGGGGAGGUCGGAUGGAUUACAAUCUGGCAUUGGUGACGCCGAUGUGCAGCUCGAGGAGACAGCAGUCAUCAUCCCGCGCGAGGACAUCCACCGGUUCCAUCUAGGCCUCCGCGGCAUGGAGAAAUACCCCUCGCUAGCCAGCCGCGUUUCCUCUCUGUCCAACAUGCUCGCGCCCAAGGCUCCUGAUCUUUCGACCGAGUUACUCGUCCAGAUGUCGACGAGCAUGCGAGAGGUAGAGCCGUUCUCGUCGACCCCAAUCUUUUCCACCAUUCAUUUCACACAUGGCGAAUCUGCCACCACUAACCAAGACAACGCACCGAGCGCGUCUUCAGCCCCCGCGUACAUGACUCCAUCACAGGCCGCGCGGAUCUUGCUGGCUUCUCCUUGGAUCUCGCUGUGCGGAUUCUUCAUCACGAGCUCCCUCUACGGCGGGGUGCAUCUGAUACUAGGUUGGAAUGGACCAAUGCACACGCAUGCCGAGGUGAUGCUGUGGCGGCUUGCCAGUAUCAUGAUCACGGUGCCGUGGUCGUACAUGGUUAUCGGUUUGCCGUACUUUGCCGUCAUCCUCACAACGUGUCUCCUCAUCGUUGUCGCAGUCGGUCUGAUGUACGCGCCGACGUUUGCGGUAUGCUGGACAAUGACGCAGAUCAAGGGAACGGAGCGGCGGGCGCUUUUGUCACCCGGGAUACGCCAUUUCGUUGUUACAAUCUGCGCGGCAGCUUGCUCGAUUUUCUUCGCGUUCCCGUUCGUGAUGGUUGUGACUGUUGUCGCUGCCUAUCUCCUCGCCAGGGUGUACAUCGUCGUGGAGUGUUUCCUCAGCUUGCCUUAUGCUCCGGAGUCGGCUUUCCAUCUGCCGAAUUGGAGUUCAUACACGUUCCAUCUAUGA
Molecule: messenger RNA, 2271 nt
Organism: Colletotrichum karsti
Lineage: Eukaryota; Fungi; Ascomycota; Sordariomycetes; Glomerellales; Glomerellaceae
Exons: 2
Coding region: 1-2271 (756 amino acids)
Source: RefSeq, a predicted model, not a curated record